Molecule: messenger RNA, 1044 nt
Organism: Pistacia vera
Lineage: Eukaryota; Viridiplantae; Streptophyta; Magnoliopsida; Sapindales; Anacardiaceae
Product: ABC transporter B family member 22-like
Exons: 5
Molecular function (GO): ATP hydrolysis activity; ATPase-coupled transmembrane transporter activity; ATP binding
Source: RefSeq, a predicted model, not a curated record
UAUGCAAUUUGGUCUUUCUUAGCCUAUUACGACGGUAGAAUGGUCAUGUGCCAUGGUGCUAAGGGAGGAACUGUCUAUGCUGUGGCCGCCGCCAUUGCCGUUGGUGGCCAGGCGUUGGGACCUGGUUUAUCUCGCUUGAAGUCCAUAUCAGAAGCAAUGUCUGCGGGAGAACUUGUAAAGGAGGCAAUAAAAAGAAUUCCCAAGAUUGAUUCAGACAACUUGGAAGGUCAAGUUCUGGAGAAUGUUUCAGGUGAAGUUGAGUUUAGACACGUAGAAUUUGCAUACCUGUCAAGGCCUCGACGCAUAAUCUUCAAAGAUCUUAACAUAAAAGUUCCAGCAGGAAAGACAGUGGCCUUAGUGGGUGCUAAUGGCUUAGGGAAAUCCACAGUAAUUUCACUAUUACAAAGGUUUUGUGACCCACUUGGAGGUGAAAUUCUUUUUGAUGGAGUUGUUAUUCAUAAAUUACAACUGAAAUGGUUCAGGUCAAAAAUGGGUUUGGUGAGCCAAGAGCCUGCACUAUUUGCAACAACAAUUAAAGAAAACAUACUUUUUGGCAAAGAAGAUGCCACAAUGAAAGAGAUAAUUGAGGCAGCUAAAGCCGCCAAUGCUCAUGAUUUCAUAGCUGGAUUGAAUGACGGAUAUGACACACGGUGUGGGGAAAGAGGAGUACAAUUAUCAGGAGGUCAAAAGCAACGUAUUGCGCUAGCUCGAGCAAUACUGAAAAAAGCUACAGUAUUACUAGAUGAAGCAACUAGUGCGCUCGAUAGUCAAUCAGAGAAACUAGUGCAAGAUGCGCUUGAGCACAUGAUGAUUGGAAGAACCACUGUAGUGGUAGCACAUAGAUUAAGUACUAUACAAAAUUGUGAUCUCAUUGCUGUAUUAGACAAAGGGCAGGUCAUGCACCAAGAAAACCGCAUGGAGAAAACCUUCUUUGGUGCUGAAAUUAAGGAGUUGAAAGAGAAUAAACUGGCAGAGGACAAUGUUCUUUUUGCUAUUGCUCUGGACCCAGCAACCAGAUGUGCUCCACCAGGAACGGGUGAAUAA